AUGUGGGCGGCUGUUGUCUUCUCCGCCGCUGCGCUGGCUCUUGGGUAUGCGCAGACCGCUGUCAACCGCUUCCCCGAUGGUUUCAUGCUGGGGACGGGUUCGAGUGCUUACCAGGUGGAAGGCGCCUGGAAUGAGGACGGAAAAGGCGAGAGCAUCUGGGACCGGAUGACGCACGAAAAUCCGGAGUACGGCCUAGGCGACGGAAACGGCGACGUGGCAUGCGACUCGUACCACAAGUACGAGGAGGACGUGCAGCUGCUCAAGGCCCUGAACGCGGACGUGUACCGUUUCUCCAUCUCCUGGCCGCGAAUCCUGCCCACUGGAGACCUCGACGUUAUCAACCAGCUUGGUAUCGAUUACUACAAUAACCUCAUUAACGAGCUGCUAGCGAACGGAAUCCAGCCCAUGGUGACGAUGUACCACUGGGACCUGCCACAGGCGCUGCAGUAUAUCGGGGGAUGGACCAACCCGCUGCUCGCUGACUACUUCGUGGAGUACGCGAGGGUGCUCUUCGAAAACUUCGGAGACAGAGUGAAGUGGUGGGUCACCUUCGACGAGCCGGCCCAGUUCGUCAGCGGCUACGCGGACAACCGCGACUACGCGCCGUCGCAGAACGCGUCGGGCGUCGGCGACUACCUGGCCACGCACACCGUGCUCAGGGCGCACGGCCGCGCCUACCGGCUCUACGACCGGCUGUACAGGGCCGCGCACAACGGCAGUGUGGGCAUCGUGCUGGACAUACAGUUUGCUGAGCCGGCGGUGAACGACAGCGAGCACCGGGCCGCCGCAGACAGGGAGCUGCAGUUCAACGCUGGAAUAUUUGCACACCCCAUCUUCACCAAAGAAGGCGAUUACCCAGCAGUGGUUCGGCAGAGGGUGGAUGCCAACAGCGCAGCAGAGGGGAGGCCCCGGUCACGGUUGCCAACUUUUACACAGGAAGAAAUUGAUUACAUUAGAGGUUCCGCUGACUUCUUCGGAGUGAACAACUUUCGCACUGGCUACGUGUCUCCAUCUGACAUUGGAAUAUCGCCAUCGAAAGCCAAGGACACAGGCGUUAUUGUCGGCACUAGUGAGCGUAGUGCAGAAGGAUUUCGAAAGCUGCUCAACUGGAUUGCUGCUGAAUAUCCAGGCUAUCCGAUUAUCGUGACAGCGAAUGGACUACCAGACUCUGGAGGUGUUAACGACCAGAACAGAAUUUAUACUUACACAAGAUUUUUGACAGCGUUGCUUCAGGCUGUCAACACGGAUGGAGUUCCAGUAGUUGGUUAUCAUGCUUGGAGCCUUAUGGACAGCUUUGAAUGGAACUACAGAUUCGAAGUAAAACGCGGGCUGUAUGAAGUUGACUUUGAAAGUACAAACAAAACCAGAACGCCGAAAGCAUCAUUGGCCUUCAUGUCGCAGAUCUACAAGAGCAGAGAACUGCCCCUGGAGCACUUCCAGUAGACGUUUCCGGAGUCGCUACUGCAGCUUGCGAAGAUUCAUAUUUU
Messenger RNA from Schistocerca cancellata (South American locust), 1487 nucleotides. Its product is annotated as myrosinase 1-like. Gene Ontology annotation, biological process: carbohydrate metabolic process. Gene Ontology annotation, molecular function: beta-glucosidase activity. NCBI's taxonomy places the organism in Eukaryota, Metazoa, Arthropoda, Insecta, Orthoptera, Acrididae. The record is from RefSeq and is a predicted model, not a curated record. The transcript has 11 exons. Bases 1 to 1443 code for a protein of 480 amino acids.